GUGAUCAUAGUGUGUAACAAACAUUUGCAUCGAUAACAUACAUUUUAACAUUGACCCGUUCAUACACCUCAAAUUGAAAAAAAAACCCACAAAGUAAAGAGGUCUACGGAAAACACACUCGCACAUACGCAAGGACUCACAUACAUAUGUAGAAGGAACUAAAGCAGCAGACAGUAUGGAACAAUUAAAAUCCAAAAUAGCUGUGGUCACUGGGGCUAGUUCAGGUAUUGGUGAAUGUAUUGUUAAAGAUUUAUUAAAAGCACAAAUGAUUGUUAUCGGUUUGGCGCGUCGCAUUGAACGUGUCGUUGAGCUGAAGCAACAACUGCCCAAUGACCAGCAGCAACGCUUGCAUCCACUGAAAUGUGAUGUCGGCAACGAACAAGAAGUGGAAAGUGUUUUUAAGGAAAUCAUGAAUAAAUAUGGAUGCAUUUAUAUAUUGGUCAACAAUGCCGGUUGUUUGCAUUUGGGACAAUUGUGUCAAAUGCCAGCCCAACAAAUUCAACAAAUGUUGCAAACCAAUAUUGUGGGUGUUGUGAAUUGUACACGUUAUGCUUUUGCUUCGAUGCUAAAAGCAGGCGAUGAUAAAUCAGGUCAUGUUAUUUUAAUUAAUAGCAUACUAGGACAUCAAGUACCGGUAAUACCAGGACAUGUGCCAUCGUUGAAUAUCUAUCCGGCUACCAAGUAUGCUUUGACCGCCAUCAAUGAAAUUUAUCGUCAGGAGUUUCGGGAAUUGGGUUCGAAGGUGAAAGUAACGAGCAUAAGUCCUGGUUUAGUAGACACUGAACUGAUUUCUGAGGAACAAAAGAAAAUUUGUCGAGGAAUAAUUUUGCAACCAGAAGAUGUUUCCCGAGCAGUGAUGUUUGCUGUAACCUCACCACGUCAUGUUCAUAUUUAUGAAUUGAUAAUAAAACCAAUGGGUGAUAUUAUUUAAAUGAAUUUCAAUGUUUCCUUUUGUUUAAAUAAAUAGAUAGAUAUUUUGCAAAACUAA
Molecule: messenger RNA, 988 nt
Organism: Lucilia cuprina (Australian sheep blowfly)
Lineage: Eukaryota; Metazoa; Arthropoda; Insecta; Diptera; Calliphoridae
Product: farnesol dehydrogenase-like
Exons: 2
Coding region: 176-931 (251 amino acids)
Molecular function (GO): oxidoreductase activity
Source: RefSeq, a predicted model, not a curated record